UUUACUUGUACCCUCUAAGACGCAUGAUGAACUGUCGACAUCUCUGAUCUAGACAUCGAAUGACGUGACGACAUCUAUCUUUUAUUCCUACGGCGCAUUCAACUAAAAGUGUCUCCUCAAGUCUUUGAUUUGUUUACCUUAGCAUUGGAGCUGCAGCAUUAUCAGAGACAAUGGCGUCCAGAUUAGAUUUUCCACUGCAAUUUCGGGACGAGAACGCUGACAAGCCAAAAAAGUCGGUCCUAAAGUCUAUCUUUCCGUCAAAAUCACGUCGAAAAUCGCAGCCUGCCUUCCUUUCACCUUCUUACUCCCUUCAAAACCAACCGCCCGUUCAAAACUGGAUCCUUCCAACAGAUCACCCUCACUUCCAGAUCAACCAUCCUCUUGGAGAGCUGUCAGAACGUACACUCAACCAAGGAACGGCAAAUGGUUCAUCCUCAAAGCAGAAUCACCCAGACGAAUCGAGCAAGAAAGGUCUUCAUAAAAAGACGAAGAGCUCGGUAUCUCUCAAAUCACUUUUAAAAGAUAAAGAUAAAAUGGAAUCUGAAGCAAAGGACCCCAGUGCUGAGAAUGGCUCAAAGCAGAAAAAGCCGAAAAAGACGAAGUCCACUACCAGUCUGUCGGGGAUUUUCAAGAGGUCACAACGAGGAAAAAAAGGCAAUUCAUGCGAGAAAGAAGACAAAGAAAACGUUACCAUGGCCAGAGGCUCUAACGAUAUGCCACCUCCACCAAUUCCUCGUUCACGAGCCCAGUCUAUCCAGAGUCAGAUAUCUAGCCGCUACGUUUCCUCCGGGAGAACUGUGGAGGAGGAAAUGUCGCUCUACACACCAAGAGGCUAUUCUCCUUCCAGUCAAAGAAACUUCUACGAUUUCCAACAACCAUCCCUUACAAAACGUCCUGAUUCUAAAUGGAGGCCGAAAUCGGAGUACGGUUCCUCGAGUACCUCGUCUGUGAAGGACAUUUUACAAUCAAUACACAGGCGAAGCCCGUCUGCGGGAAGCGUAAAGUCAAAUGCGUCUCGGACGCAUCCUUUAGCCGAACGCCCACCCUCUGAAAAACGAAAGUCAUCAAAUGGGAAUCGAGGCUCCCGGGUCAUGGCUGCAAUUGCAGCUUUUAGUGCUAAAGACAAGAAUUUUGACAAACCUAAACCAGUAGAUCCAAAAGAAAUUGACAGUGAAUUCGAACGCCUUUUGGACGCACGAAACAUACCUCAUAAUAUGCGCGACAGGAUGAGAUCCUUGAACACCAAUAUCAAGGCCGACUUUAUCAAUAAAAAUCAGAUUGAGGGCGAAUGCUCUUCUGCAUCUGCUUCCGCCCAAAGACAAUUUGUGACAACUUCGCACAAGCGAACCAAGAGCAAAGACAGCUCGUUUGGACGCUCAGAGAAUAGGGGAACUAAAAAGCGCCCAAAGUCUGCAGACCUGUCAAUACCUUCGCGCUUACCAUCUGGGGGUUUGAACCCGGCUCUUCCCUCUCCUGAUCUCAUCGCAGACCCGACCGAUUUCGUUCAUUAUCUGAAAGAGGUGCAGAAACCGGAGAUUGUUGAAGUUAGUAAGCUUCACAAGCUCCGUAUACUUCUGCGAAAUGAAACCAUAUCUUGGGUGGAGUCAUUCAUUUCUCAUGGAGGAAUGGAGCAGCUGGUCGACCUUUUGUAUAGAAUACUGAAGGUUGAAUGGAGGGAGGAGCAUGAAGAUGUAUUACUGCACGAAGUCCUUCUUUGUAUCAAAGCGUUGUGCACGACAUCUCCAGCCCUUCAUCAACUUUGCAAGAUAGGAGAUGACCUAUUCCCCACAUUAUUGCGGAUGCUCUUUGGAGAGGAGAAAAAGGGUCCCAGUGAAUUUGCAACCCGGAACAUAAUAAUCAGCUUGUUAUUCUCCCACCUGUCAUCUGCAACAUUUGAAGAAGUGGCUACUCGUGCUAGAACUAUCCUGUCCUACAUGCACGACCCAAAGCCACCCAAGGAGUCAGCGCCAUUACCCUUCAUCGCCGAGAUGCACCAGGCGCGUCCGUACCAGCUGUGGUGCAAGGAAAUGAGUAACGUGACAAAAGAGGUGUUUUGGAUAUUCCUUCACCAUUUCAAUGUGGUACCUGUGGCAAAAGCAGAAGAUUCUUCGCUACCUUUUAUCCAACGAUAUUUUCCUCCCCCUCAUACACCCGUCCCCGCAGCUCCCUAUAUUGGUGGGGUUGAAUGGGACGCUACAAACUAUCUUGCCACCCACCUGGAUCUUAUUAACGGUCUUUUAGCAUCGUUGCCAACAAUUGAGGAACGGAACGAGCUGCGAACUCAUCUUCGCGCGUCCGGCCUAGAGAAAGUUAUGGGCCGAAGCCUUCGUACUUGUAAGGAAAAGCUGUAUCCGGCCGUCCAUGAAGCACUUAAAGUCUGGGUAUCCGCCGCUGCCGACGAUGAGUGGGACUAUCAGUUUGUACGUGAGGGUCCUCCACGAGACGCACCGCCGUCCACUCCGCGAAGCCCUAUCAAAGGUUGCGGCAGUCCCAAGAAGCUGGGCAUUGUGGGUGACGCACCACCAAAGAUUGACUUCCAUGUUGGAAUCUCCGGGAAUAGCAAUGCUAGAAACGAGCAAAACCGUUCUCAGGGGCUUGUUAAUGAUGGAUGGAUUUGAAUA
Messenger RNA from Coccidioides immitis RS, 2621 nucleotides. RefSeq lists its product as uncharacterized. Bases 171 to 2618 code for a protein of 815 amino acids. Gene Ontology annotation, molecular function: small GTPase binding; actin binding. NCBI's taxonomy places the organism in Eukaryota, Fungi, Ascomycota, Eurotiomycetes, Onygenales, Onygenaceae. The record is from RefSeq and is a predicted model, not a curated record. Gene Ontology annotation, biological process: actin cytoskeleton organization. The transcript is spliced from 5 exons.